ACCGUAUUUAGAGAAACAAAAUUUCUUAAAUAGUCCCCGUGAGAAGAAAACCCUAAAUCGAAAGUGGAAACUCGCAGGCAACAAAGGUUGCAUCUUUCUGAGUCUUUGGCGUCGUUAGGAGCAGUUUUUGAAAUCAUCCAUGGGUAAGGUUCACGGUUCGUUGGCACGUGCCGGAAAGGUCAGGGGUCAGACCCCCAAGGUGGCCAAGCAAGACAAGAAGAAGAAGCCCAGAGGCCGCGCUCACAAGCGUAUGCAGUACAACCGGAGAUUCGUCACCGCCGUUGUUGGAUUUGGAAAGAAGCGGGGACCCAACUCCUCAGAGAAGUAAACUUGACUUUUAGGGCAUCAAGUACGAGUAGCUUAGCUUAUAUAGUGAUGGUGAAGCUAGUUUCUUAUAUUGGGACUGGUUUUUAUUUAUAUUUGCCCUUUAUUUUAAAACACUAGGCUUGGUGAUUGAAUUCGGAUAAUGAAUAUCAUAUAUUAACAUGGGCUAAAGAUUUUUUUUUUUAA
This is a messenger RNA of Humulus lupulus (European hop), 510 nucleotides long. RefSeq names its product small ribosomal subunit protein eS30z/eS30y/eS30x. The record is from RefSeq and is a predicted model, not a curated record. Bases 140 to 328 code for a protein of 62 amino acids. Gene Ontology annotation, molecular function: structural constituent of ribosome. Gene Ontology annotation, biological process: translation. The transcript is spliced from 3 exons. Lineage: Eukaryota; Viridiplantae; Streptophyta; Magnoliopsida; Rosales; Cannabaceae. Gene Ontology annotation, cellular component: ribosome; cytosolic small ribosomal subunit.